AUGCGUGUUAGCGAGCAACGUUAUGUACCAAAGAGAAAGGCUCGGGAACCUUAUUCUAAACAGGAGUUAGUUGGUAGAGGUGCUUAUGGCUCUGUUUAUAAAGGUAUAAAUAACAACACAAACCAAGUUGUAGCCAUAAAAGUGUUAAAUUUGGAUACCGAAGAAGACGAUGUUGGAGAUAUUAUAAAAGAAAUAAAUUUACUUUCAUUACUUAAUAGUGAAUCGCAGAACAUUACUAGAUAUUAUGGAAGUUUCCUUCACGGUACAAAGUUAUGGAUUAUUAUGGAAUAUGCGGCUGGUAUUACUGUAUACGAAAUCACAACCGGUAAUCCACCAUAUCAUGAUCAAAGUGCAAUGAGAGCUAUUCAACUUAUUCCUAAGAAUAGGCCAGCUACACUUGAAGGUCCUUAUUCUGCACCAUUAAAAGAGUUUGUAGCCAUUUGUCUCAAUGAAAUAUCUGAAGACCGUCCGACGGCAGAUGAAUUAAUGAAAACUAAAUUCAUAAAGAGUUCCUCAAAGCAUCCAAAUGGAAUAUUGCGUGAUCUCAUUGCACGAUUUGAGCAAUGGAAACAAACAACCGGUUAUCGACAGUCUUUUUCUGAUCCAUACGGAACUCCAUCGAGCGAUUCUUACGAUUUUGAAGAUGGUCAAAAAGAAGAGGAGGAUGCAUGGGUAUUUGAUGUAAGGUCAUUACACAAUAGCGGUUCAGAUCAGUUGUCUCCUGUUAUCGAAGACGAAGAGCACAUGGGGUUAACGAUAGACAAUAAACUAAAAACUCAGGAGAACGAAGAUGUAGAUCGAACAAUUUUGCCCAAAGACAACACCGUCAGAUAUGGACGAAUUCUUGCUGACGGACUUCUUUCUCCUUCUACUCCGAUAUUUCAACGUAAAUAUUCAGAGUCUCAUCAUCCAUUACUCCAACUUUUUCAAAAUGAAGAAAAAACACAACUGGACAAUAUGUCGAAAGAAUCUUCACCAGCAGGUAGUUUUCGAAAUCCAACGAUAACUAUACCUCCUAUGAAUAUUAUGUCUCUGAUGCCGCGCAUGGAGGACUCACCUUCAAUAUCGAUGGAUAUGAAUAUAAAGUUAAACGAUGAUGGACUAGAAAACAAUUCUUUUGACAGAAAAUCGAAAUCAUCUUUAUCAACAUCAGAUUUAUCUUCUACUGAUUCAACAUUUACCCGAAUUGACACGCCGACUUCAAUUGAAAUUGUUGUUCCCACUGGAAGUGAAUUCGGUGGAAACUUAGGAGUAGGAAUACCUAGACAAAGAGCCACUAGUGUAAGCCACGUGCUACGACCUUCAAAAUCAAAAGAUACUUCAACUUCGACACAUUUGUUACCACCAUCCCCGUCUACCGCCAAAUUUCUUAAUAAUUCAAGCUUACCUUCUCAAGGAUCACCCACACGGCCAAUAUUUCCCAGUCAAUCAUCAAUAAUAUUAAAUACAGGGCCUGAGCUUCGUCCAUUAAAAAUGGAUAAUUAUCGGGGUACUAGUGAAGUUUAUGAAGACUUAACAAAAACUACAGACGAUCUUUUACAAUGGAUGACGCUUUUAGAAGCUGGUAUUAAUCAGCUAAUGACACGAUUUUGA
Molecule: messenger RNA, 1593 nt
Organism: Racocetra fulgida
Lineage: Eukaryota; Fungi; Glomeromycota; Glomeromycetes; Diversisporales; Gigasporaceae
Source: the annotation of a GenBank genome assembly